Molecule: messenger RNA, 1641 nt
Organism: Drosophila miranda
Lineage: Eukaryota; Metazoa; Arthropoda; Insecta; Diptera; Drosophilidae
Product: putative odorant receptor 65c
Exons: 3
Coding region: 1029-1403 (124 amino acids)
Biological process (GO): sensory perception of smell
Cellular component (GO): membrane
Molecular function (GO): odorant binding; olfactory receptor activity
Source: RefSeq, a predicted model, not a curated record
CGUCGCUCAUUCAUUCUGCACAGCCAGUACGGUACGGAUUGUACGGACUUGAAGAUGGUCGAACCAUCUGGCGAACGGGUCGGAUUUCGUCUGAGCAAGAAAUGGAAGAGAUUCGUGAAGCCGUAUGCCCCGUUCAGGAGGGUUUAUAGGACCCCGUCAAAGUGUCCCGAGCACACGGUGCCAUACCUAAACCGAGAACAGCUAAUGUCCGUAUAAAAUCUGUAUCUUGUACAUAAUGCUAACCAGAUUCGGAUUACAGAAGCACGGGAUACUACCCGAACUCUACGCAAAACAGCGUGCCUGGCCAGAGGUCCUUUCAUGUGUUUCUUUUGGUCAAGGGUACCAUAUUAUUCAGCUCAAUAUUAUACGCCGCUUCUGAAUCCCUGGACGACAUUGUGGAAUUGGGACGGGAUCUCGCGUUCAUAAUAGCGUCGUUUUUCAUAUAUUUCAAGUAUAUAUAUUUCCUGCUGUAUGCCGAUAACGUGGACGAGGUAAUCGAUGGCCUCGAGGAGUGCUACCGUUGGGAGAGAGCGGGCCCGGCUGCUGCAGGAGUGCGAUCGGCAAAGCGCUUGCAUUAUCUGAUUGUCAUCGGAAUGCAAAUAAUUUGGGUGGUUUCCAUGAUCAUUUUUAUAGUGCUAUUAAUUUCGACGCCAUUUUUGACACAACAGGAGUUGCCGUUCCAUGCAGCCCAUUCGUUUUACUUGCACGAUCCUUUGAGGCAUCCGAGAAUACACAUUCUCAUCUACUUAUCACAAUCUUUCGACAUUCUAUACUACCUCACGUGGCUGACCGUUACCGAGGUCAUGUCCGUGUCCAUUUAAUCCCAGCUGACGACUGCGUUGAGUGUCCUGUGCGUUGAGCUUCGCCACCUCCACCAGUUCUGCGAUGGAGACGAGGAUCUGCUGCGAUGGGAGAUCCAUCGUCUGGUCAAAUAUCAUCAGAAGAUAAUCAAGUAGGAUCGUCCACUAAAGUAUCCCUUUUUCAGACUUGUGGUUCGAUGCAAUGAGGUAUUCCACGGUCCUUUAAUCAUGCAAAUGAUCGUCAACUUCUUGCUGGUCUCCCUGUCGGUCUCCGAGGCAAUGAUGGCCAGGCACGACCCCAAGGUGGCAGGCCAGUUCAUACUUCUAAUGAUCUUGGCCUUGUGUCACCUGUCGAUGUGGACGAAAUUCGGGGACAUGAUGUCGCAGGAGUCGCUGGAAGUGGCCGAGGCUGCAUACGAGGCAUACGACUCAAGUGUUGGGUCCAAGAAAAUCUAUUGGAAUAUUCGCUUUAUAAUUAUGCGUGCCCAGGAGCCAUUGAUCAUGAGAGCUACUCCCUUUCCCACUUUUAAUAUGAUUAACUACAAGGCCAUACUCAACCAGUGCUACGGAAUCCUCACGCUUCUGCUGAGUACUUUGGACUAGAAUAAUCUUUCACUUCUGAACAAGCUUAUAAUUCACUUAUGCUCGUAUGUGUAUCACCGAUUCCCACAUUAAACACACCCCUCCCUGGUAAUCUUUGCUCUUAUUUUGGUCGAUAGUGUAUCGAUAUCAACUAAAUCGGUUCCCUCGAACGAGGCUGCAUUUUAUGGCUGUUCUACCGUUGGCACAAGGACCACUUGAAAAUAUGGGUGUACCAAUGGGCUUUCCAAGUUGGACUGCC